AUGGGAGAAUUGCAAGACAUGUUCAAGAAGUUCAUGGGGCAACAGAUGCAAACCAAUCAGAAUCUUCAAAAUGCAGUGAACAAACUAGAAGUGCAAGUUGGGCAGAUUGCAUCCUCCAUGAGCAAUAGGGCAUCCGGAACAUUUCCAAGCCAAACAGAGGUGAAUCCAAGGCAUCAAGAGCAUGCUAAAGCAGUACACAUCUUGAGAAGUGGUAAACAAGUUGAUAACAAGGUUGGAGAUGUCAACGAAGAGCAAGAAGAUGGAGAAAACGUGGAGAUCAUUCAGCCACCACAUGGGCAGCCCACAGCUUCCAACAAACAGCCCCUCAAUGCUCCUGGAAAGAGCACAGGCCCUAAGGUAUCAUCUAAUGCUAAUCAAGUUCCAAUUUCAACUAAUGCUUUUAGGCCUAUUGCACCCUUUCCCAGCAGGUUAUCAAAGUCAAAGAAAGAUCAAGGCUUGGAUGAGAUAAUGGAAACAUUCAAGAAGGUGCAAAUCAACAUCCCAUUGCUCAAUGCCAUUGCUCAGAUUCCAAAGUAUGCAAAAUUUUUGAAGGAUCUAUGCACUAACAAGAGGAGAUUCAAAGAGCAUGAACAAGUUGCAUUGAGUGAAGAGGUAAGUGCAGUGUUACAAAGAAAGCUACCUCCAAAGCUAAAGGAUCCAGGUUCGUUUUCUAUACCUUGCAUAGUUGGUGAUUUUAAGUUUCAAAAAGCUUUGCUUGAUCUUGGUGCUUCUAUAAACCUUAUGCCAUAUCAUGUUUAUGAGAAACUUAACCUUGGUGAGUUGCAAGCCACAUCUGUGAGCAUUCAAUUGGCAGAUAGAACUAUUAGGUACCCUAAGGGCAUUCUAGAAGAUGUUUUGGUGAAAGUGGAAGAGCUAAUUUUGCCAGCAGAUUUCUUGGUGUUGGAAAUGGAAGAAGCACCAAUUCAUGACAAUCAGUUACCACUCAUUCUAGGUCGGCCAUUCAUGGCAACUGCCGGUGCUAUUAUUGAUGUGAAGAAGGGUACAUUGACCAUGAACGUGUUUGAUGAGACAAUAGCAUUCAAGGUGUUUGAAGCCUCCAAGUUUCCAAGUGAUGAGCAUGAAGUUUUCCAGCUUGAUGCAAUUGAUACUAUGGUGAAAGAAGCACUGCCAAUGAGUUAUUUGGAGCCCAUUGAAGCAUGCAUCACACAAAGCAUAAGGAAAGAAGAAGUGGACAGCUUAGAGGCUGUGAUCUCUCCUUUACUUCUUGAGCUUGUUUGCAGCAUGGAUAGCUACAUAGAAGUUGGAAAGAGGUAUGCAAAUCAAUUUGAAUCAUUACCCCCACCUACUAAUAAGGUUUUACCAUCUAUUGUGCAGGCACCAGAGUUGGAAUUAAAGGAAUUGCCAAAACACCUUAAAUAUGCUUAUUUAGGUGAAAAUGAGACUCUACCUGUUAUCAUUGCCUCACACCUCGAACCAAAUGAUGAGAAGAAGCUUUUGAGAGUUCUAAAAGAGCACAAAACUGCAAUUGGGUGGAGCAUUGCAGAUAUCAAAGGCAUAAGUCCAACACUAUGCAUGCACAAGAUAUUAUUGGAAGACAAUGCAAUGCCUAAGAGGGAUGCCCAAAGACGUCUCAAUCCGAACAUGAAGGAGGUGGUAAGAAAAGAGGUAAUGAAGCUUUUAGAUGUUGGUAUUAUUUACCCUAUUUCUGACAGUAAAUGGGUGAGCCCAGUGCAAGUUGUUCCCAAAAAGUCAGGUAUCACAGUGGUGAAGAAUGAAGCAAAUGAGCUUGUACCUACACGGGUGACCACGGGCUGGAGAGUUUGCAUCGAUUAUAGGAAGCUCAACACAGCAACAAGCAAGGAUCACUUCCCUCUUCCAUUCAUUGAUCAGAUGCUUGAGAGAUUGGCUGGCCAUAGCCACUAUUGCUUCCUUGAUGGAUAUUCAGGCUACAACCAAAUCGCCAUAGCCCCAGAGGAUCAGGAGAAGACAACCUUCACGUGUCCCUUUGGUACUUUCGCUUAUAGGAGGAUGCCUUUUGGUCUCUGUAAUGCCCCAGCCACUUUUCAAAGGUGCAUGAUGAGCAUUUUCUCCGACAUGGUAGAAAGGUUCAUUGAGGUAUUCAUGGAUGACUUCUCUGUCUUUGGUGAUUCUUUUGAUCAAUGCUUGCAUUACUUAUCCAAGGUGUUGGCUAGAUGUGAACAGACUAACCUUGUGCUUAAUUGGGAAAAAUGUCAUUUUAUGGUUAACCAAGGCAUAGUUCUUGGUCAUGUCAUCUCUAGUAAAGGAAUCGAGGUAGAUAAAGCUAAGAUUGAUUUGAUUGCCUCCAUGCCCUCACCUACUUCUGUCAAAGAAGUACGUUCUUUCCUUGGCCAUGCAGGUUUCUAUAGGCGUUUCAUUAAGGAAUUUUCUAAGAUUGCGAGGCCUUUGUGCAAUCUCCUUGCCAAGGACAUGGAUUUUGUCUUUGAUCAAAACUGUGAGAAUGCUUUCAAUGCUUUGAAGAAGAUGCUCACAACUGCCCCAAUCAUUAUACCACCAGAUUGGAGCUUGCCUUUUGAAUUGAUGUGUGACGCCUCUGAUUAUGCCGUUGGAGCUGUUUUGGGACAGCGAGUUGAUAAGAAGCCACAUGCCAUCUACUAUGCUAGUAGAACCCUCAACGAUGCCCAACUCAACUAUUCCACCACAGAGAAGGAGUUAUUAGCUGUCAUAUUUGCUUUAGAGAAGUUCAGAUCAUAUUUGAUUACUAACAAGGUUAUUGUUUACACUGAUCAUGCAGCAUUAAAAUACUUGUUAGCCAAGAAGGAUGCCAAGCCACGACUCAUUAGAUGGAUUCUCUUGUUGCAAGAGUUUGACUUGGAGAUAAAAGAUAAGAAAGGAAGUGAGAAUGUUGUGGCUGAUCAUUUGAGUAGAUUGGUGCAUGUGUCUAACGAAGAGGAGGAUUCAUUGCCAUUGCGUGAAAGCUUCCCUGAUGAGCAACUCUUCUCCAUUUGUGUUUUGAAUUCUCUCAAUCCAUUACCUUGGUUUGCUGAUAUUGUUAACUAUUUGUGCACUAAUGAACUCCCUACAGGGUUAUCUACGUUCCAACGUGACAAGCUUAGGAAGCAAGCAAGAUACUACUUUUGGGAUGAUCCAUAUCUAUUCAAGCAUUGCCCAGACCAAGUAAUUCGAAGGUGUGUGCCUGAAGGUGAUUUUAAGAGCAUUCUGGAGUUUUGUCACUCCCAUGCAUGUGGAGGACAUUUUGGAGCAAAGAAGACUGCCAACAAAGUGCUACAAUCAGGUUUCUUUUGGCCUACCCUUUUUAAGGAUGCGUAUGUUUUUUGUGCUUCAUGUGAUAGAUGCCAACGGAUGGGUAAUUUACAUGCUAGAAAUCAGAUGCCUCUCACCAAUAUCCUAAUCAUUGAAAUAUUUGAUGUUUGGGGAAUUGAUUUCAUGGGCCCUUUUCCUACCUCUUAUGGAUUUGAAUAUAUAUUAGUUGCUGUCGAUUAUGUUUCUAAAUGGGUAGAAGCCAUUGCCACUAGAACUAAUGAUGCUAAGGUUGUGAUCGGUUUUCUCAAAGGAAAUAUUUUUACAAGGUUUGGCACACCUAGAGCAAUCAUUAGUGAUGGUGGCUCCCACUUUGUUAACCAAGCUUUUGCAGCACUCUUGAAGAAAUAUGGAAUCACGCAUAAGGUGGCAACACCCUAUCAUCCCCAAACUAGUGGGCAGGUUGAGAUAAGCAAUAGGGAGAUUAAGCACAUACUUGAAAAGACGGUGAACACCACAAGGAAGGAUUGGUCCAUGCGUUUGGAUGAUGCAUUGUGGGCUUAUAGGACUGCUUAUAAGACACCUAUAGGUAUGUCUCCGUAUAGGCUUGUUUUCGGUAAACCUUGUCACUUACCAGUGGAGCUUGAGCACAGGGCUUAUUGGGCAAUCAAGGCCUUCAAUUUUGAUAUGAAAGCUGCUGGUGAGAAGAGGAGGCUUCAACUCAAUGAGUUGGAGGAGUUGCGACAUGAAGCGUAUGAGAAUGCUAAGCUUUACAAGGAGAAAACAAAGCAAUAUCAUGACAAGAAAAUUCUUAGGAAGACGUUUGAGAAAGGGCAGAAGGUUCUCCUAUUCAAUUCACGCCUUAAGCUCUUUCCAGGUAAGCUUCGUUCUCGGUGGAUUGGCCCUUUUGUUAUUACUAAUGUGUUUGAUCAUGGCGCAGUGGAGAUUCAAAAUAUUAAGGAUGGCAGCACCUUCAAGGUGAACGGACAUCGGUUGAAACCUUACUUUGAUGCCAACUUUGAUGCCAAUAUUGAGUCUCAAGCACUCAAGGAGCCUCUACCACUCUCUUGA
Molecule: messenger RNA, 4272 nt
Organism: Prunus armeniaca (apricot)
Lineage: Eukaryota; Viridiplantae; Streptophyta; Magnoliopsida; Rosales; Rosaceae
Source: the annotation of a GenBank genome assembly